Molecule: messenger RNA, 689 nt
Organism: Dicrocoelium dendriticum
Lineage: Eukaryota; Metazoa; Platyhelminthes; Trematoda; Plagiorchiida; Dicrocoeliidae
Source: the annotation of a GenBank genome assembly
UUGGACGGGUAUUUUGCUCUGGGUCGCCAUGAUUUUUUGGGGUCGCUGGAGGAGAGGGACAUCGCGAUUUUUCUUCUUGUUAUUUUUCAGAUGUAUAAUGUGUGGGAGUAUGAGGAUAUGUCCAGUUCUCCAUACUGGACAAGGGUUAUGGUGAUUUCCUUGUGGGUUGUUCCGUCCGUCUUGGGCAAAAUUGUUCCUCAGUCCAAUCCCAGAUCUCCAAGAUGUCCCGGACCUCAGAGAAAAGGGAAAAUUUGAGACAACCGAGAGAAGACCGCAAGAACAGGCAUGGAAUUGAAUAUUGUUAGUGUCUUGUGUUAUAACAUUUGGGCUUGAGACAAAAGCAUGUACACUGUGCAACAAUAAUUAUGCUGAAAAUGUCUUUUGAGUAUCCUAUAGAAUCAUUAGCCGUAUAGGUGGAUUGCUAUCGCCUGCGUAGGGACGAGCGUUGCACCAGUAAGUAAAGUACGAGUAUCCAUUUGAUAUGAGUCGAUAGUUGCGUGGGGAUAGAGCAAAGAGAGUUAGAAUGUUGGUAGUGAUUGUCAGGUGCAUGAACAGCACGUAGUUAGUGUAAUCCGAGAGGGGGGCAUAAUAAGCGAAAAUAAAUAGGUUGCUGCGAGAGAGUCUUAAAGCUCAAUUGGUGGCAGGGCAGCGGAGGGACUGGAUGCAGAUAUUCUAGAGGAGUAGAGGUU